This is a messenger RNA of Botrytis cinerea B05.10, 3468 nucleotides long. RefSeq lists its product as hypothetical. The transcript has 2 exons. The record is from RefSeq and is a predicted model, not a curated record. Lineage: Eukaryota; Fungi; Ascomycota; Leotiomycetes; Helotiales; Sclerotiniaceae. Bases 51 to 620 code for a protein of 189 amino acids.
CUAUAUCUCGUGAUUAUUGAUCUACAUGUCCUCUGCUAACGCAUAGACAUAUGGAUUAUGAGAUAGCCCAGACCUCACGUUCUUCGAGGUUGAACAAACUAGUGAAGCCCAGUAGAGGUAGCAAAAAGAAGGGUUUGACAAACAUGUCAGUGUACAGACUUGGCAAGAGCCUUGCCGGUCGCACGAACCCCGAGGGUGACAAAUCCGAGAAGGACGAGGGGGCCCAAAACGACAAGGACGACGAAGAACACUUUGAAGAGGGCGAGGUGGACAGAACAGUCGAGAAUGAGGAACAGAGCAAACCCGCAGAUUGGGUCAGCACAUAUAGCAACCCCGAAUUCGGCAAUGGUUUCUCGAACCCUCCCUCAUUUCCAAACUCCGCAGAUAGCUCUAGCACUUUCAGGCCUAAGCAAUCUAAGCCGGAGCCCGGGAGCGCAAAACUGUCAGCUCCUCCGCUGAACGUUGUGAAGACUCGGAUUACGAUAUCUGAUAAUUUGAGCACCGACGACAACAAGAAGAAUCGGCGUCUCAUGGCUUUGAAGCCCAAAUUACCAAAGUCUGCUUCCACAUCGAAUCCUGACACACCUGCUUACAGUGGUGAGAUUAUGAACUUAAACUGAUGCUCCUAGAGCAGCAGAAUAAGAAACGACUUAUGAUGGCCAGGCAGGAACAAGAGGGCAAAGUCUUUGGCGACAGCGGAAACCCUGGUCUGAUAAUGUCCGACUCUAACAUACUUCAAGCUAAUGCUUACAACUCCCUCAAUCCUGGCGAUCAGAUAAAGAGACGCUCCGCCUACUUGAGUAAUCCCAGUUUACCAUCAUCGCUUCUCCCAGAAAGACCAUCGGCCGGCUCGUAUAGAGGCGAUACGAACUUUGCUCCACAAAGCGGUCCAUUUUAUUCGAGCAUGAACUCUCCAGACUUAAAUAAUAUGGACCCAACGAAUGUGGAUUUCUUCAAGAUGCGUGCUCCCAGCCCUCAUCCUGGAGCUACCUCCAGCCAAAUGAUAUCACAGCAAAUGAUGUUGUUGCAGCAACAACAUCUACAGCAAGAACAAGAACAACAAGAAAAACAAGAACAACAAGAACAACAACAAGUACAAGCGGCCAUGGCGCGUCAGCAACAAACUGCACAGCAAAAUCAACAGCAAAUAGCUAUGGACCGUUCACAAGCUAUCUAUCCGAUGCACGGCAAUUUUUCUCCUAUUCAAAGUGAACCUUUGGACCCUCAAGUAGAUUCCAUUGCCGAUCUGUUAUCAGCCUUGGGGAUCGAUGCUAUCGCAAUGGGCAUUCCUCCAGAAGCUUUAAAUAACUUCCAAUCCUUUAUAGAGUAUCUAUUACACGCGAUACAAGUCAAGGAGCCAAGCCGGUACCUGGUAUUACAUCGCAUCAAGGGUAAAAAAGAGCAAAUAUAUUUUGAUCCCCCAGAAUGGGUUGUGGGACAGUCUCAUACGAGAAUUUUGAAGUCGAGGUUACCACUGUCCAACUUGCCGGAUUUUCUCGAGAAACAUACUGACAUUAGCUUUGUCGUGUUUCGUGACUACGAAGAGAAACACAUGCCAACGAGCAAAGAGACGACCACGACGGCAGCAGACAAGAACACCGGUAUUACAAAGCCUCCAGUGCAUGAAGAAGAAAAAAUACUUGCAGUAACAGAAGAUUUGACAGAGGCGGUCAAAUCGAUACUGAAAUUGAAGCCGGAAUUUUCAGAUCUGUUAACAGGGUUUGAGAAAGAUGGGGCAGAGCUCCAGUCGCCCUUUGUCUUCAUCUACCACUCGCGAGCAGUUAUCCAAAAGUUUAUGGAGGAGACCUCUGAUUCCAGCGCGGUCCGACAGCUGAAGCUCAUGAUCGAGUACAUCUACAAGACCUAUGGAGAAGAAUAUGACACUGCAGACACCAUGUUUCAUGAAUCCCAAGUUGCUAUACCAUAUGUGAAGUACCUGUUCAAGCCAGGAGACGUGCUGGUGAAAGGCACUGGCGCUGACGUAAACGGUUAUGUGUUGAAGACUUGGCCGCGCAAUGUUACCCCAUUUACAGCGGGCCUGAAGGAAGAUGCGAAGAACAAAACUCACUCACAGUAUUGCAUGGAUGUCCGCUCCUGGUCAUUUGACGGUGCAUUCAACCACGUCAGCUCCCAGCUUACAUUAGAAAUUGACGGAAUUGAAAAGACAGAACAUGCUAUCCAAGAUUUGAAUAUCAGACCGAUUGCAUACGCCAGUGAUGAAGAUAGAAAAACACUUCAAAGUCGCGGAGAAAUGUUUUGGAAGUGUAGAGAGAGGCACUUUGUGUCAUAUCAAGAGCGUGGUCGUGGCGAUUUACACGGCGCUAGUGAAGACAGGUUCAUGAUCGACAUGAAGACAUUUCGUGAGCUCCACCCAGAAGAUGAGAAGGAAAAGAUGAAAAAGAAGGAAAAGAAGGCCUCUGAAUCCUUAGACGAAGACGCCAUAGCGCAAGACAGUCCCCCAGAUCCGAGUUUCGUGUACUUGCUUCCUCAGAAGAUCAUCGGCUACAACAUGCGGCGCAAAAAAAAUGGGUUGAGCUACAUGCCGAUUGGUUAUCCGAGGUGGUCUGGGACAAGAAGGCGUUCAAAAAGUUGGUGCUUAGGCAGGAGACGAAGGACCUGAUUGAAGCAUUGAUUGUCAAUCAAAUUGCAGCUGAGAGAUCGACGGAUCUGAUCAGUGGAAAGGGCAAUGGCCUCAUCCUUCUACUGCACGGAGGGCCAGGUACUGGCAAGACUCUAACUGCAGAGAGUGUUGCCGAAAUUGCAGAGAAGCCUCUAUAUAGGGUCACUUGUGGAGACAUUGGAUCAGAACCUGAGGAAGUCGAACAGUAUCUCAAUUCAGUGCUAGACUUGGGCAAAGCCUGGGGCUGCGUCGUUCUGCUCGACGAAGCUGACGUCUUCCUUGAAGAACGAAGUAUGAGCGACAUUAAACGAAAUGCACUUGUGUCUAUUUUCCUCCGCAUUCUAGAAUACCAUGACGGUAUCAUCAUCCUCACCAGCAACCGUGUCGGCACUUUCGACGAAGCGUUCAAGUCGCGCAUUCAACUGGCCUUGCACUAUCCAUCACUGACAAAAGACAAGCGCUAUGAGAUCUGGACAAUGUUCAUAUCGAGGCUCCGAGAGCUUGGAGAGAAGCAAGUCGACUUUUCAAACCUGGAAGACCAUCGGUGGGACUUGGCGGAAUAUAAGCUCAAUGGACGACAAAUUCGAAAUACGAUUCAGACAUCGCGGCAGUAUGUGUCUUGGAAGAAUGCGAAGGAGAAGAUGACGUUGAAUUUUGAGAUUUUGAAAAAGAUUAUCGAGAUUUCAGGAGAAUUUGAUACCUACAUUAACAAAUUGAAUAAUGGGAUGUCUCCGGAUCAAUUAGCUGAGGAGGAUGGGCUGAGACUUGCAGAAGCCAAAGAGUGAGAAUGUAUAUCUAUGUUUAGUCAUAUUGAGUUAAAAGGUUGAAAUUUAUUAGUAGCUUGUCUA